Messenger RNA from Exophiala dermatitidis NIH/UT8656, 816 nucleotides. RefSeq lists its product as uncharacterized. The record is from RefSeq and is a predicted model, not a curated record. The coding region runs from base 1 to 816 and encodes 271 amino acids. Lineage: Eukaryota; Fungi; Ascomycota; Eurotiomycetes; Chaetothyriales; Herpotrichiellaceae. The transcript has 2 exons.
AUGGACCUGUACAAUCUCCCCAAUGCUACCGAUCCUCCCCGACCUACGGCCUCCUCUCUUUCAAUACCGUCGCUAUUCUGUGCUACUACCUUCGCGGUAUGGCUCAUCAGUUUCGUCUAUUGGUGUGUGCAGGACUAUCGACUGUACAAGUCUUUAGGUCCCGGUGGCCCUCCUUACAACGUCCGGGGUUGGUUGGAAGUCUCUUUUUUUGUCAGGCCCUUCACCCUCGCAGCCGACGAGACCCUCUGGACCGGGGACUAUCCAAGGACAGGUUGUCAUAAGGAGAUUGAAGCGCUGCCGGAGCGUGCUGGAGAACGACCAGUGGUGAAGGGGAUCGCUCCGCAACGGCAGUUUAAUCAAUUCGCUCCAAAAGACAUGAACUCGCGGAUCCUCUCUGUGUUUGCAUCUCUUGUGAAAAAGAACAGCGGACUAUUGGAACAAAAACUUUCCGUCUUCGAAAAGCACCACAUUGCACUCUUCGUCCAUCACGAUCUUCUCUCCAAGUCAAAGGAGCUUCCCGACACCGCUAUCAGAUCGAAAGGAGAGUUGGGCCACAUUCAUGGCGAAGCAUCUGUCCAUCUGUACUUUUCCCCUGCAGACGCCAAGGUCAUCGUUGAGAAAGGCUGGGCCGAGCGACAUCGAUGUGCUAGGACUCAACCCUGGUACUUCGGCUGGAAGAAGUACAUGUUUGGCAUUGGAGAUACUUUCCUGUUUGUGUACGUUCCUCGAAAUGAUGAGGAACUGGACGUGCUCAAAACUCUGCUCUGGGCCAGUGCACGUUUUAUGACCGGAGAAAAGGACAUUGUUGCACCAUGA